AUGGGUAAUCUGGUCACUGACAGUAGCCUGAGCACUGACGGUAAUCUGGUCACUGACAGUAAUCUGGACACUGACAGUAAUCUAGAAACCAACAGAAAACUGCACACUGACAGUAGUCUGGACACUGACAGUAAACUGGACACUAACAGUAAACUGACCACUGACAGAAAUCGGGGCACUAAAUGUAAUUUGAACACUCACAGUAAUCUGGACAUCAACAGAAAACUGCACACUGACAGUAGCCUGGACACUGACAGUAAACUGGACACUAACAGUAAACUGAGCACUGACAGAAAUCGGGGCACUAAAUGUAAUUUGAACACUGACAGUAAUCUGGACAUCAACAAAAAACUGGACACUGACAAUAAUCUGGACGCCAACAGUAAACUGAGCACUAACAAUAAUCUGGACACCAACAGUAAACUGAGCACUAACAAUAAUCUGGAAGCCAACAGUAAACUGAGCACUAACAAUAAUCUGAACACCAACAGUAAACGGAGCACUAACAAUAAUCUGGACACCAACAGUAAACUGAGCACAAACAAUAAUCUGGACACCAACAGUAAACUGAGCACUAACAAUAAUCUGGACGCCAACAGUAAACUGAGCACUAACAAUAAUCUGGACACCAACAGUAAACUGAGCACUAACAAUAAUCUGGACACCAACAGUAAACUGAGCACUAACAAUAAUCUGGACACCAACAGUAAACUGAGCACUAACAAUAAUCUGGACACCAACAGUAAACUGAGCAAUAACAAUAAUCUGGACACCAACAGUAAACUGAUAAACUGA
Liolophura sinensis is the source of this 795-nucleotide messenger RNA. RefSeq lists its product as uncharacterized. The record is from RefSeq and is a predicted model, not a curated record. The transcript has 2 exons. Bases 1 to 795 code for a protein of 264 amino acids. Lineage: Eukaryota; Metazoa; Mollusca; Polyplacophora; Chitonida; Chitonidae.